Molecule: messenger RNA, 1898 nt
Organism: Hydra vulgaris (swiftwater hydra)
Lineage: Eukaryota; Metazoa; Cnidaria; Hydrozoa; Anthoathecata; Hydridae
Source: RefSeq, a predicted model, not a curated record
AUGAAUCAACAAACACAGCUGUAUAUUAAUGAGAUUAGAACACAUGAGGAAGAAUUGCUAUUAAUUAGAAAAGGUGAAAAUCUGAUUAAACAUGGUAAUCAACUCAUCAAGCAGGGUGAGCGUAAAAUUAAAGAAGGGGAAUUACUGCUUCGUACUCAUGGAUCCAAUGUAAACAGUGUACCAUGUAGAGUACCUAAAUCAUCUGCAGUCAAUACAUCUUGUACACCAAAACCUAGAAAGUCUUUUAUUAAGCUUACAAACAGGAUGAAGCGUAAAAGAACAGAUAGUCUUAGAGAACGAGAGGUGGAAGAACUGCAACAUGCUGUCAAAAGGUUUAAAUCUAAUUCUUCUAUUGAUGGUAGGGCUAUUUUAUAUGGUUCAAAUUUGUCAUUGCAAGCUCUUUGUAAUUUGAAACUUACAGAUAGAACAUGGACUGAAUUUAAAAAUAUAGUGACUCAUAAUCGUCAUCUUGUUCCUCCAGGUUUAACCAAGUUGAAGCAAUAUAAAAAAUUGACAUAUCCAGAACAGGUUGAAUAUUCUGAAACCGAAGUAAAAUGUAGUUUUUUCCAUAUGAUAAAGCAUUCAGUUUCUAGAGUGUUUGAAUAUCUUUUGGAUUAUGAAAGUAACUGCAUGAUGAGUUUAUCACAAGAAGAGCGUGAUAAUGUACAAAUUAUUUGCAAAGUAGGAGGUGAUGGUCAAAGUGAUCAAUCUGAGUUUCAAAAUUCAGCAACUAUGAAAAGAGGUGUAGAUGAUCGCUCUGUGUAUAGUAUAGUGUUUGUACUGCUGGAGAUCCGAAGUGGAGAAAAAAUAAUAUGGAAAAAUUUAAUUCCAAAUAGUCCAGAUGCAACCCGUCAUCUUCUUUUUUGUUUUGCAAAAGAGACUGCUAGUUUUAUUCAGGAAAAAUUUGAACAUUUAAAAAAUAAAUUUUUUUUAUUGAAGAAUAUUGAAUUUAAACUUGGUGAAAGUACUUUUGUAGUAAAGUCUAGUUUGUCAACUAUUUAUACCACAAUGAAUGAUGGCAAAACACUAAACGCUGUUGUAUCAGAUAUGCUUAAAAAAAAAAUUUCAUCUCAGUCCUGCCAUGUAUGCCUUGCAAAUUCUAAGGAGUUUAACUUGAAAACUAUUUGGAAAAAAAAUAUUAAUUUAAACAAGCAUGUUUUGAAACUUGGAAUUUGCAGUCUUCAUCUAUGUAUGGAAUGGAUUUUCAAUACUGCUUGUAAACUCCCAGCUGUUAAGCAAGGAAGAAAUAUUCCAUCACAAAAGAGUAAAGAAUUUAUUGAAAACAAAAAAAAAUUUCAGCAUUUAUUCAAGAUACAACUGAAUAUAAGGGUUUCUUUUGUCAGGAAAGGAUGUGGAACAACUAAUACAGGAAAUGUUGCUCGCAAAUUUUUUAAUAACCCGAUUGUGACACGGGGAAUUUUAAACUUGGAUAUCAGAAUGAUUAAGUUGUUUUGAGAUUUACUCAUUGAUAUAAACAGAACAACUACAAGACCGGAUAUAAAGGUUUUCAAACAGAAAUCUGAACAUCUAUUUGCACUCAUAACUAAUGAUAAAUUUUUAAAAACCAUACCUAUGUCACAAUCUGUGCAUAGAGUGAUAGUUCAUGGUACUUCUUUUAUAAGGUAUUUUAAGUAUCCAAUAGGUUCUUUGUCUGAGAGUGCUAUUGAAGCCAGAAAUAAGGAAAACAAAACUGAUUGAAUUGGUCAUGCUCGUUUAACCUCUUUUGCAGAAAACACUAGGGAUACAGCUAAUUAUUUGUUUAUGACAUCUGAUAUGUACCUCUUUUGCAAAAAAAACAAAAUGGAUAAAAAAAGAGUGAAAACAAAAUAGUUUAAGAAAGCAAAGUGACAGUUCUUCUGAUAACUGCUUAAAAUAAAGGAAGUAAGACCAUGAAGAAU